Molecule: messenger RNA, 1477 nt
Organism: Lotus japonicus
Lineage: Eukaryota; Viridiplantae; Streptophyta; Magnoliopsida; Fabales; Fabaceae
Exons: 6
Coding region: 39-881 (280 amino acids)
Source: RefSeq, a predicted model, not a curated record
UGUGCCUUUUCGUUUCCUUCAAUUGAGUGGCACCACAGAUGUUGUCGCUAAGGUUUUGGUUCUCUUCUUUUGAAACUCACAACUCUCUUUCAUGUUCUUCGCGGUGCCUCUUGUUUCUGACACCUUCUCUGAGCAAUAGCUCCAGAAACAGAAAUCUCGGUUGCUUUUCUGUGAAUCCCAUUAAGCAAAAUGGUGUUUUUUCUGUGUCCAGUAACCGCUUUCAAUCUUCUUCUUCUUCUUCUUCCAUUCCCAAAGAUUCUCCAUUUUCAGGAUUGGAGGAUGCUUUUGUCAGCUACCUGUUUGGGAAGAAGAGGGCAACGGACGUUGCUCACAUGGUAUGGAAACAGGUUGUCCAGAAAGGAGACACAGUUAUUGAUGCCACAUGUGGCAAUGGUUUUGACACCUUAGCAAUGCUCAAUUUGGUUGCUGAUGAUUCUCAUAAUGGCUAUGUGUAUGCAUUGGACAUUCAGAAAGAUGCUUUAAAUAAUACUUCCUUGUUGCUGGAAGAAUCAAUUAAUGCCGACAAGAAACAACUUGUCAAGCUCUUCAAUACGUGCCAUAGUAAAAUGGAGGAAAUCGUUCCAAGGAAUGCCUUAGUUAGACUUGUUGCUUUCAACUUAGGUUAUCUUCCAGGCAGUGACAAAGAAAUAAUAACAAGAUCGGAAACAACAUUACUCGCACUGGAAGCUGCUGAGAGAAUUCUAUUACCCAGAGGACUUAUUAGCAUUGUGGUAUACGUUGGGCACCCCGGUGGACGGGAAGAAUUGGAGGCUGUUGAAACUUUUGCUGCUAGAUUGUCUGUUGAGACUUGGAUCUGCUGCAAGCUACAGAUGUUAAACCGGCCCUCUGCUCCCAUACCAAUUUUCUUAUUCCGAAGAUAAUGUAAAUACCUAUGAUUUUUAUUGGGUGUCUAAAUCACUCCAAAUAAAUAUGGGCUAAAAUAAAAUCACUCUAGGCUUAUGUUGCCCAAUAAUAUGUUGACACAUGUUAUGAGCUGAAAUUUCCUAAUACACGUGUCAAAAUAUUAUUUGGUUACCAAAGACUAGAAUGAUUUUACUCCAUUGUACUUAGGGUGAUUUAGGCAAGUCUUUUUUUUUUAUAAAUAUAUUAAUUAACAUUCCUUAUCUUUAUAAAAUAAUAAGGAACCUGUUUUGCAAUUUAUAAAACCUUAAAUAGACGUGAAAACCAGCAAUACACUCAACUAUUUGGGGGUAUACCCUGUGCCACAUUGACUGACCAUAUUAGAAAUUACAUACUAGAAAGCCAUGGUCUUGAUUCUCUUGAAGCACAAUUCUAACUUUAUUUCACUUUAUUGGACUUCAAGUUCAAAGGACAAACACAUGAGGUUCUUACAAAAUGGCAGUGCUUCAUCCUUUAUUAAUUAAUGUUGGCCUUGCUUCCUGUUUCUAUAACCGCAUGAUAGUGAUACGGUUGUUUGUUAUUUUAUUUGUUCAAUGAAUUAUGUGAAUAUGAUAUC